This is a messenger RNA of Linum trigynum, 2879 nucleotides long. Lineage: Eukaryota; Viridiplantae; Streptophyta; Magnoliopsida; Malpighiales; Linaceae. The record is from the annotation of a GenBank genome assembly.
CUACACGGGUGAACGGAUCCCAUGCAUAACCUUGUGUUGCAUAACCAUGCAUAAUCCAAUCUCAAUCCGUCACAUCAGUGCCCCUUUUUUUCUUAUAAAAAGCCUUUAAUUUUCUCCCUUAAUCUUUAACGGACGAUUUCUCACUCGUUUUAAGUCAGAAUUUAAUUUUUUUGCAUAGUUAGAUCAGAUUAAUUGUGCUCUUCAAAAUGAUAUCCACUUUGAUAUAUUUUUGGAACAAAAAAAAUUGAGUCAUAUUUUACCAGUCUAUACCAUAUGGUAUGGACUAGUAUUAAAUAAGAGCAUAUCAUAUGCUAUGAAAGAUACCAGCCCAUAACAUGUUGGUAUAGUAUGGUAUGGAGUUGGUAACGAGAGGUAUGAAAAAAUUUCACCCAGAAAUUUUUGGAUCCAAUAGAUCAUAUGAUUAAAUCAUUCCUUCUGUACAAAAAUUUCCGAAAACGACUUACAAACGAAGGAGAUACCAUUAGGUAUAGAGUUGGUAACGAGAGGUAUGAAAAUAUUUUUUCUAAAAAAAAAUAUUGAAAAUGGAUCUCAUUUUGCAGAGCACAACGAACUCAUUCAAUCGAUGUAAAACAAAACUGAGUUAGAAUGAAGAAGAUAUGAUCCGAUUAAGAAAAAUAGAAAAAAUAAAAUACCUUUAAUUCACAACCCUUAGAUCUACAAGCUAGUUAAGAGAAAGAUUUCAAAUUUGAUUACACAUGUUAAACACUCAAAAGAUUAUGCACCGUUGAAUGAAAUUAAAGUUUGAUUGAUAUAUCACACGCAUGUUUUGACAGGGGUGAAAUUAGAAAGGACUAAGAAAUAUAAACAACUUAAUAAGUGAAAAUAUAAUAUUGUAUUACCAGAUAUAAUAACCUUGGUCGGGAGUGGAUGAGGUGCAUAACCUUGUGGUUAAUAAUGAUGGCGGACCCAGAAUUGUUGAAGAGUGUCGCUUAAUGAACGAGUAUCAACUAUAAUUAUUAAAGUGGUGUCAGAAAUCUCGUAUUGAAAUUUUUUGUACCAAAAAAAUAUAGGUUCUUCGGUGCCUUCUAUGGUACCCCGGGUGAAAUCCGGGGUACCGCAUACCUUGAGUAUGAAAACGCUAUCUAGACCUCGAAUUAGCAUGAUUUUUGGGCAUGAUACUAUACUCUAACCCUUAAUGAGUGAACCCUUGGUCCUAAUUAUAAACUAUAAACCUUAAGAUGGUGCAUUGAUUUUUUUGCUUAUAUUUGGACGAAUCAUAACCAUUGAUUAUUGUUUCUAAUUAAAUUGAUCUUGGGGUAUAAGAUUUAGAGAAUUAAGACCUAGAUGUUGAUCUUUAAGGGUUAGAGCAUAGUAUCAUGUCCGAAAGAUUAGUCAAUUCAAGUUCUAGAUAGCGUUUUCUAACUCAAGGUAUGCGGUACCCCGGAUUUUACCCUGGGUACCAUAGAACUCCCCUCGGUUCUUCACAAAAUUUUCGGGCGAAGGUGUGUCGGACGACACCCCUUAGCAACACGUAGGUCCACCUCUAGUUAAUAACUAUGUAUAAUCCAACCACAAUGCACUACAUUAACACCCCUCUCUCUUUUAUGGAAACACUUUAAUCUUUUCCCUUUUAAUUUUUAACGGACGAUUUCACUCUCGUUUUAAGUCAGAAUUAAAUAAAAAUUCCACAGAUAAAUCAGAUUAAUUGUACUCUUCAAAAUGAUGUUCACUUUGAUUUUUUUUAAACAAAAAAAUUGAGACAUUUAGUACCAGUCUAUACCAUAGCGGUACUACUUGGUACUACAUAAGAUCAUAUAUAUUACGUGGUACGAAAGUGUAAUAUGGUGGUAUGAACAUAACAUAUGUAGGAUGGUUGAAAUACAUGGUAGUAGGAAUAUACGAACUUUCAUCAUUGUGUACCACUGAUUAUAAUCAAGAAUAUAAGAGUCGAUUAAGAAAAUUAGAAAAAAUAAAAAGCCUUUAAAUCUCACCCCUCAGACCUGAAUUUUUUGACCCACUCAAAUUCAAAAUUCCUAUCCUCGACCACCUUGGUCAUACAGAUACUCAUACAAAGGAAUAUAAUUCAUAAAAAAAGGAAUAUGACGACAUUUAUGUUUUUCACAUAUAUAAAACUUGGAUAUACUUGAAUCUCAAUUUUAGUAAGCAUCUAUAUAUAAACAAAAUGAAAUGAUGCAUGCAUGCAUCUCAUCUGCUCCAGCGCCAACCCAUAAUUGAAAAGAUUGCAAAACUUUAGGCCAUUCCUCAAUUAACCCUAUCUAUUUAUUGGUAUUCUGCUCACUGUCUAGGCUCUAGCAACUACUUCAGCUCCCUCUCUCUCACUAUGCCUAACGAGAAUAAAUCUGUAUCACCACCUGGUGACGGAGCCAUUAGUGUCCGUCAUUAUAUGAACGCUCCUUUAGACAAUAUUAGAGAAGAUCCUUCUGAGGAUGAAGAUCUUGGAAAAUCAGAUGCUCUUGUUGGUGUGGUUGUCAAUGAUGCUCCUCCAAAGGAUGUUGGUAACAUUUCUUCCCGGGCCAAUCAAGACGUCGUCGUUGAUGAUAAGCAAAGGCAUGAAGACCCUAAGUCUGAGCAGGUAUAAUAUUACCAUUUUGUGCUUCUCUUUAAUAUGUUUUAUUAUCUUAUUUUCUAUCCAAAUAAAACUAACCAAGCAAACAACAAAUUAUUUUUCAACCAACAAAAUAUUUUUUGGUAGGAGGCAUGCAUAACACAAAAAAAAAAAAAAUGUUAACUUUCUUUACAAAUUGUAACGGCUCAAAAUUAAAUCAUUUUGGAAUCACACAUAGCCUAUAAUUGAAACUAGUCUCCAAAAUAGUAACAACUAUUUUUCUAGAAAAUCAUUUCAUGUAUUAUUGAAAAAUAACUGGAAAGUGUUAUUGUAAUUAAUUGGACAUAAUUGG